AUGGAAAUCUCAGAGACUGCCCCUCAAGCCUUGGAAAAAAAAGAUGAAGAAAUGAAAAUCCCAGAGAGUGUAGAAAAGGAUAAUCAUGAUAUGCAAACCAAAAAUAAGAAGGACACAUCUUCUUCUUCCUCUUCCUCCUCCUCCUCUUCAUCAACGUCUUCGGACAGCAGCAAUGAUGAGGAAAAACUCCCUGUGGCAACUAGAAAACCCAUUCGCUUUGAGGACAAUAGAGAAGAUGACAAUCAAGAUGAAAGUGAUGCUGAUCAAGAUGUACCAGUGACCCGGAAGGAUGAGCUUCAGCUCUAUGAAGGUAUGUCUGAAGAGGUCCUUCCCUACAAUGAACCAGAGAUCAGGAGCAGAGAAUCUGGAACUUCAGAUGUAGCAGAAAUUGAGGACUCUCAAUUAAGAAGACUGAACAUAAAGAAAGAUGAUGAAUUUUUUCAUUUUAUCCUUCUUUGCUUUGCCAUCGGGGCUCUAUUAGUCUGCUAUCACUACUAUGCAGACUGGAUCAUGUCUUUGGGUGUUGGUUUACUGACCUUUGCCUCUCUUGAGACCAUUGGAAUAUAUUUUGGCCUGGUAUAUCGGAUUCACAGUGUCCUCCGGGGCUUCAUCCCUCUGUUUCAGAAGUUAAAAUUGAUGGGUGUAAGAAAAAGUGAUUAA
Molecule: messenger RNA, 660 nt
Organism: Tachyglossus aculeatus (Australian echidna)
Lineage: Eukaryota; Metazoa; Chordata; Mammalia; Monotremata; Tachyglossidae
Gene: TMEM40
Product: transmembrane protein 40
Exons: 11
Coding region: 1-660 (219 amino acids)
Source: RefSeq, a predicted model, not a curated record